CUACUCGAUCAUCAUGGUGGCAGGAAGCUUUCACGUGCACACGGUCAUCGAACAUCCCGUGCUCCUCACGUUCUCGCUACUCAUGGUGCUGCUCUCUGCUGCGUGCGCUGUUUCCUCGGUCGUCCUCCUCUUGGGCCUCUGGGCGGACAACAGGACUCUGCUGCUUCCUUGGCUGGUGUCCAUCUCAUUAUCCACUUUGCUGGACAUCAUUGUUCUCUUCUAUCUAACGGCAGAAUCGGACUUCAACCCGUUCAUCGCUAUCCUCUUUAUCACGGAUGUCUUCAUCGCCGUCUUAAACGUGUACUGCUUGCUGUGCGUGUCUUCUCUGUACCAGGAAUACCGGCAUAACCGAGGCAGAACGGUACGCUUUCUUGGACAGCAGUAUCCCGACAACAUGAAAAGGUCUACCUGCCGGAAGCGCGCCGACGCUGAGGGCAAGUUCUCUCCGACGAAGCCAUCUGUGUUCAUCGCCGAUGACAUGGUCUCGUCGUCAAUCACAAAGCUGAGCACAAGUACAACUCGUCGAUCGUCGGCGCUCAGUUCCUGCCGGCUCACUCCGAUCAAAGAGGAGAGCCAGGCUCGGCCCAGUGCACCCGCUGACACGCUGCACCAGAGCCUGGGCGCCACAGGUAGCGGCGAGAACCUGUCGCACGUGUACCUGGUGUCUCCAAGGCCCAGUCCCGUCGAGAAAGAAGACGACGAGGAUGACGAAGAUGAGGAGGAAGCUGAAGAAGACGUUCAGCGGGACGCCGUCGAGCGCCAGCAACGAGGACCGCUGCCUGUCACGGAGGUAGUCAGUGAGAGCGUCUACAAGUGGGCCAUCUGACGGUUGUUCCGGUGCUAGACAGUUGCACGGACGGAGAAACAGCUAUCGCAUCAAUGACAGCCGUCUUGCAGCAAAAGAGGAAAAUGAAAGUAUAACAAGCAACAGUGGAAGCAUAUGUGUCGAUGGAAUGCCAAAUGCGAAGCAAGAAGAUAGCCAUGCCGUGCCUUACAUGAUUCCUCGAAAGGAAUGGUCUCGUAAUCCUGCCGACGAAAUCAUCUCGAAGACUGCGUGCCACAUCCGGCGAACCGCUGGUCAGCAUGUGUAGCAAGUAGUGAUGGGGUCAUCCUUAUUAGUGAUGGCAUGAUCCUUAUUAUAAUGUCGCCGAAGCCGGCAACAUUGUUGUUUAUUGUUGUACUGUGUGUCAUAUAAGCGUUUCAAGCGGAGCUCCUCUUUCUUGCGAGUUCUCGUAAUGUGCUUGAAUGUCCUACCAGCAUUUAUUAUUGCAUAUCGAUAUAAAAAGGCGAUUGGAAUAAGACGUUCUGGUAGGAAUUUUGUUGCUUAAUUUUAUACUAUAUGUUUGACAAAGGUAAAAUAGGUUACCCUUUGCCAGCCUGCAGCAUCAUCGCAUUGACAUUUGUAUUCCCCGAGAGUUGAAGGAGUGAGGAUCUCUGACUGCACAAGUUAGCAUCAUAUGUAUGAGCAUCGACAUGAUGUAGUCUUGAGGGUGUGAACCCUCGUUGAAUCACGGUGGGGAAUGUGGACGGGGAGUGUCCAUUUAGCGUAUGCUUCUCCACCCCUUGCCACCUAGAAGACGCCAACGAUCAUCGGUUACAUCGGUCCUUUUCGCUUCAAGUUGCCACAAGGAAUUAGUGUUGCGUGGAAGCAGAUCGGCCGAAUCACUUACCCGCAGCUGUGUACCGACAAGCCACGUGCUCUUGUUGUACAACUAGUACUGUGUUAUAGAUGCAAUACGCGCAGGCUCCUCGUGUUGAUAUACCAAAAAAACGUGCCAAAGGCGAACGAAGUUUACUACGACGAGUUUACCGCGAGCAACAGCCUUUUGUUGCAAAUUCGCGUGUAAAUAAGCGAUUCACGAAUGAUAUACGUUCCCUGUGAAGUAGAAAGCUUUUGGUGUCAUGGGCCCAUUGUCGUAUUGUAUGACCCCCAAUCAAGACUGAUACCAAUAAAGUGAAUCACGUUAACCUUUCACUCA
Molecule: messenger RNA, 1979 nt
Organism: Rhipicephalus microplus (southern cattle tick)
Lineage: Eukaryota; Metazoa; Arthropoda; Arachnida; Ixodida; Ixodidae
Source: RefSeq, a predicted model, not a curated record